This is a messenger RNA of Bombina bombina (fire-bellied toad), 1233 nucleotides long. It is a transcript of the gene ALG5, whose product is annotated as ALG5 dolichyl-phosphate beta-glucosyltransferase. The transcript is spliced from 10 exons. The record is from RefSeq and is a predicted model, not a curated record. Gene Ontology annotation, cellular component: endoplasmic reticulum membrane. Bases 123 to 1097 code for a protein of 324 amino acids. Lineage: Eukaryota; Metazoa; Chordata; Amphibia; Anura; Bombinatoridae.
CAGUUACUUCCGCAUAGGUGUUUAGGAGCAAUAGGUUCCGUCUGUGGCUGACAGCCUGUAUGUAACUAGCCGGAAGUGCUGUGUGAUCAGUGAUUCUGGAUGGUGACAGUGAUGUUAUCAGCAUGUACCCGUGCCUGUGUGAUGUGCUGCAGCUCCUGGUUGCACUGGUAGCCCUGGUGUUAGUUGUGAUUGUUGUUAUAGCUCACAUAACUGCCAACAAAAUGCCAAAUCUGCAUCGUUUUGAGGAAGAAAAAUUUUAUGUUGCCACAAAUGGUGAAAAAGAGCCCUUCCCUAGUAUUCAUGACUCUCCAACAAAGGAGCUUUCUGUUGUUGUCCCUUCAUACAACGAGGAAACACGGCUACCUUUCAUGAUGGAUGAAGCGUUGGAAUUUCUGGAAAAAAGAAAGAAAAAGAGAAACACAUUCAGUUAUGAAGUUAUCGUGGUUGAUGAUGGAAGCACUGAUAAAACAACAGAGGUUGCCUUAAAAUACUCCAAGCAGUUUGGUACUGAUAAAGUGCGAGUUCUCACAUUAAAAAGGAAUCGGGGCAAGGGAGGAGCUGUCAGAAUGGGAGUCCUUGUAUCUCGGGGGAAGACUAUUCUAAUGGCUGAUGCUGAUGGUGCUACUAAGUUUGCAGACGUUCAAAAUGUAGAAGUUGGGCUUGAAUCCUUAAAACCAUGGCCGGAUAAUAUGGCUAUAUCUUGUGGUUCACGAGCUCAUUUGGAGAAAGACUCUAUAGCACAGCGAUCAAUGUUCAGGACAGUUCUUAUGUAUGGUUUUCAUUUCCUUGUAUGGUUCUUGUGCGUUCGUGGAGUAAAAGACACACAGUGUGGAUUCAAGCUGUUUACUAGAGAGGCUGCGGCCCGUACGUUUACAGCUCUUCAUGUAGAUCGAUGGGCAUUUGAUGUAGAGCUGCUAUAUAUAGCUCAGUUACUAAAGAUUCCAGUGACAGAAGUUGCAGUAAAUUGGACAGAAAUAGAAGGAUCUAAAUUGGUUCCUUUCUGGAGCUGGUUGCAAAUGGGACGAGAUCUACUAUUUAUACGAUUACGAUAUCUUACCGGUGUCUGGAAGAUUGAUACAACUGGGAAAUUAAAUUAGAUUAUAGACUUAAAUUUUAUUAUGACUGUUGCAACAUGAGUCAUGUGGUGAUCCGGUAAAUGCAGAGAGACUCUAUUGUAUAUACAUGGAUGUUUCUGUUAUGUCUUCAGGUGUUGGUAUUAAACUGUUUCUUAUA